Messenger RNA from Anolis carolinensis (green anole), 2091 nucleotides. RefSeq lists its product as uncharacterized. The record is from RefSeq and is a predicted model, not a curated record. Lineage: Eukaryota; Metazoa; Chordata; Lepidosauria; Squamata; Anolidae. Bases 218 to 1807 code for a protein of 529 amino acids. Gene Ontology annotation, molecular function: zinc ion binding; nucleic acid binding. The transcript has 2 exons.
UUGUCAGAACCCUGCUACUAGAGCCUGGAUGUGGCUCUGAGUUUCAGGGUCACUGACAUUGAUAAGACACCUGCGUCCCAGGACUCGGAGGAGAAACGGCUGAUGGACUUGGCGGGGAAUUUGCGCGGGGUUUUACUGAGCGGGAAGAGACUGUUCAAAUGAGGGGGAGGGUAUAUAAAGGAGGGUUGGCCGGAGCCUCCCAUUCUUGGCUUUUCUGAUGUUCAUGUUUCCUACAGUAAAAGUUUCUGGUGAUAUCACAGAGAGUCUUGUGUGUUCAUUCAGGAGCGGCUGUGGUGAGCUGACACUAAGCCAAGAAUACGGACACCAUCCCGCUGUAGCGGUGAGGUGUAACAUGCAAGUGGAGGAUGAAGAGCUCUUGGGCGCCGGAGGAGGAAGGUCGGAAAGGGCCACUCCCGAGACGGACGCUGAGUUCCACCAGCUGGCGGCCCUGGCGUCAUCCACCGCUUAUGCCCAGCCAAAUGGGGUAACCCAGAGGCGCGGAGUGGUGCGGGGAGAUAGCACCGGAGGAGAGGAAGGUUCACCUUCCCCAGGCCCGCAGAAGAUGGUGUUUCUGGAGGAGAGGAUGUCGGCGAUGGAGACCACCCUGGCAGUGAUGUCGAGGGCGAUGGAGCGCCUGGCAGUUUUGGCGGAGCCGGAGCGAGGAAGGGAACUCCGGGCUAGCUCAAUGUGGGACGUGAGCAUGGGAAGCAGCCAGGGCUUUGCAGACCUCCCAGCACCGAAGGGAAGGGAAAUGCGAAAGGAGCCCGGUGCCCGGCCCAAGAUCCAAACGAGCCUGACGCGGGUGGAGGAGAGUGACGACGAAGGGGAAAAGCCUCCGAGAAUCCCGGCUACGCUCCCAACUGAGACCCUGGUGCCCCUGGCGAAUGCCGGGCGUGGCACAGGACAAAGGGAAGCAGCAGCGGGGCCCACUGGCCCGCAAGGGGGCUUGCGACGGGCGGAGGAUUGGGGAUUGCCACCACAGGGACCCCUACCGAGACGAGAGGAACUAAGGAUCGAGUUUGGGGGAGAGUCCUCUGAACUGGAUUUUUUCCUGACCACGGUGAGGGGCUAUAUGGAGGACAAUGCCCACACUUUCAGAACGGAAUCCAGCCGGGUACGGGCCAUUGGUGCAGUGUUGAAGAGGGGAGCGGCCAGCUGGUACGUUCAACUACACGCGCGGCGCGACCCAUGUCUGGGGUCACUCCGACGCUUUAUGGGGGCCCUGGAGACCCGUUUCCGAGAUCCACUGGAGCAGAUCCGGGCGAGGGAGGAGUUGAAGACCGUCUCCCAGGGGCAGAGGUCGGUAUCUGAGUAUGCGGAGGAGUUCCAAUGCCUCGCUGAAAAGGUACCGGAAUGGUCUGCAGUGACAAAGAUAGAACUCUUCAAAGAGGGGCUCAGGCGGGAGAUCCUCUCCUGGGCGGUGCAUCGUGAUGAGCCUGACACACUGCGCGGAUGGAUUCAGCUGGCGGGGCGCGUCGAGACAUCGCUGGCCCAGGCGAGGAGGCACCGAGGAGGGCUACAGCAGCGGCCGCAGAUGAAAGAGGGGAGCCGGAAGGAGGGAUCAACCCCAGCCGGGAGGAGAACGGAGCCGCCAGGGAACGUGAGCACCAGCAGGAGGGGCUGCUUCGUGUGCGGCCGUUUGGGCCACAGGGCUGCCGAGUGCUGGCAGAGAAAAGGGGAAGGCGGAGGCCCGCCCAAACCAAGAGCCGUGGCAGGGAAACGCGCCGAGGAAGAACCACCGAUGAGGCACCACUCGGGGGGGUUGGACGAAGGGGAGGAGGACGCCAUGUCAGAACCCUGCUACUAGAGCCUGGAUGUGGCUCUGAGUUUCAGGGUCACUGACAUUGAUAAGACACCUGCGUCCCAGGACUCGGAGGAGAAACGGCUGAUGGACUUGGCGGGGAAUUUGCGCGGGGUUUUACUGAGCGGGAAGAGACUGUUCAAAUGAGGGGGAGGGUAUAUAAAGGAGGGUUGGCCGGAGCCUCCCAUUCUUGGCUUUUCUGAUGUUCAUGUUUCCUACAGUAAAAGUUUCUGGUGAUAUCACAGAGAGUCUUGUGUGUUCAUUCAGGAGCGGCUGUGGUGAGCUGACAG